AUGAUUUAUAGCAGCGAUGAGAAAUCCAAUCAAAGUCUCAUGAGAUUUAUCUGCCUUAAACAAAAGCAACGUUACGCAACUUGGAAACAAAUCAAAAGUCGUCUUUCUAAUGAAAUUUCUUCAGUUUCAUUUACAAUUUCACGAGAAGCUUCAUUCAAAGCAGAAAAUCCCGCAUGGGAAGAAAGGAACCUCAAGCCCUCAACUAAAACACUUCUUCUGGUGGUGGUAAUGGGAUGA
Messenger RNA from Clunio marinus, 237 nucleotides. The record is from the annotation of a GenBank genome assembly. NCBI's taxonomy places the organism in Eukaryota, Metazoa, Arthropoda, Insecta, Diptera, Chironomidae.